AUGGUCAGAGUGGUUUGACAACAGCCGUGCAAGCAUAGAUGGCCAAGGACAGGAAAUUGAAUCCAUCAGAAAAUUGUGGAAUGAGAAAAAAAUAUCCUGUGAGAAACCAAACAAAAUUGAUGCAUGACAACAAAAGGAACAUCUACUGCAAGCACUACAACAACUACAGUUUCAACCACGACUUCUACAACUACUACCACUACUACUGUAACAACACCAUCUACAACUACAACUACUACAGUGUCAACCACAACUCCUACAACUACUACCACGACUACUGUAACACCACCAUCUACAACAACAGGAACAUCUACUGCUAGCUCUACAACAACUACAGUGUCAACCACAACUCCUACAACUACUACCACUACUACUGUAACGCCACCAUCUACAACAUUAGAAUCAUCUACUGCUAGCUCUACAACAACUACAGUGUCAACCACAUCUCCUACAACAACUAUUGUAACAACACCAUCUACUACAACAGGAACAUCUACUGCUAGCUCUACAACAACUACACUGUCAACCACAACUACUACCACUACUACUGUAACACCAUCAUCUACAACAUUAGAAUCAUCUACUGCUAGCUCUACAACAACUACAGUGUCAACCACAUCUCCUACAACAACUAUUGUAACAACACCAUCUACUACAACAGGAACAUCUACUGCUAGCUCUACAACUACUACAGUGUCAACCACAACUCCUACAACAACUACCACUACUACUGUAACACCACCAUCUACAACAACAGAAUCAUCUACUGCUAGCUCUACAACUACUACAGUGUCAACCACAACUCCUACAACAACUACCACAACACUACCGUAA
This is a messenger RNA of Cyprinus carpio (common carp), 834 nucleotides long. Its product is annotated as cell wall protein DAN4-like. The record is from RefSeq and is a predicted model, not a curated record. The transcript has a single exon. The coding region runs from base 124 to 834 and encodes 236 amino acids. NCBI's taxonomy places the organism in Eukaryota, Metazoa, Chordata, Actinopteri, Cypriniformes, Cyprinidae.